Molecule: messenger RNA, 1405 nt
Organism: Myripristis murdjan (pinecone soldierfish)
Lineage: Eukaryota; Metazoa; Chordata; Actinopteri; Holocentriformes; Holocentridae
Gene: aqp3a
Product: aquaporin 3a
Exons: 6
Coding region: 37-951 (304 amino acids)
Biological process (GO): glycerol transmembrane transport; water transport
Cellular component (GO): basolateral plasma membrane; plasma membrane
Molecular function (GO): urea transmembrane transporter activity; glycerol channel activity; water channel activity
Source: RefSeq, a predicted model, not a curated record
CACAGUCGCAGCUUCACCAGCCACCAGCAAGCAAACAUGGGCAGACAGAAGAUAUACUUAGAAAAGCUCUCACAUUUCUUCCAGAUCCGCAACCUGUUGCUUCGCCAAGCCCUGGCAGAAUGUCUCGGCACCCUCAUCCUGGUGAUGUUUGGCUGUGGUGCGGUAGCUCAGAUGAAGCUGAGCAGUGGCUCCCAUGGCAUGUUCCUCACUGUCAACUUUGCUUUUGGCUUCGCUGCCACCUUAGGCAUCCUGGUCUGUGGCCAAGUAUCAGGAGGCCAUCUGAACCCUGCUGUGACCUUUGCUCUGUGCCUGCUGGGCAGAGAGCGCUGGAGAAAGUUCCCCAUGUACUUUGCCUUCCAGACACUGGGUGCUUUCCUGGGCUCAGCCAUCAUCUUUGGCAUGUACUAUGAUGCCCUGUGGGACCAUCCAGGGAGUUUCGAUAUGACUGGGCCAAACAACACAGCUGGUAUCUUCGCUACAUACCCUGGAAAGCAUCUCACCAUUGUCAACGGCUUCUUUGAUCAGAUCAUUGGUACAACGGCGCUGAUCGUGUGUAUCCUGGCUAUUGUGGACCCAUACAACAACCCUAUUCCUCAGGGCUUGGAGGCCUUCACCGUGGGCUUCGUGGUCCUGGUCAUUGGACUGUCUAUGGGCUUCAACUCUGGCUAUGCUGUCAACCCUGCCAGGGACCUGGGACCACGCAUCUUCACCGCUAUAGCUGGCUGGGGCACAGACGUUUUUACUGCUAGGAGAGGUUGGUUCCUGGUGCCCAUCUUUGCCCCAUUCAUUGGCACCAUCAUUGGUGUGAUGAUUUACCAGCUGAUGGUUGGUUUCCAUGUGGAAGGAGAAGCACGCGACCGGGAGAACGCAAAGCAGGAGAAUGAGAGAGUCCGGCUCACCAAUGUUACCACCAACGACAUCUCUAAAGAGGGCACCAAGGAGAUGUCAUGAGCACAUUAUAGAAAUAUAGCACCGCACAAUUACAUGCACAUUCUGUAAAUACACACACACACACACACACACACACACACACACACACGCACUAGCCUUUUGCCCUGCCAGCCACUAAUGGCCAUUCCAAACCACAUGUACAGUUACUGGGAUAUGCCCCAAGACAGCUGUGUGUUUGUGGGAACAGGCAUAGAUGAAAUGGUCCGUAAUUUGCUUAGUUACAUUCCACUUUUAUCUGUAUUAUAUCAUAGAGAAGCGAUUGUGUAUGAGCAUAGAGAGGAGAAACACAACUUUGAGAACACAGAAUUACAUUAAUUCUUUGAAAAAAUGAAAAUUGGGAUCUUAGUAUCUUUAGCACUCCUGUUUUGACAGUAUUGUAUGCUUUAUACCAAUGUAGUUUUACAUAGUUUUUUUUUUUGUUUGUUUGUUUGUUUGUUUUAGUUUUACAUAUUUA